Hydractinia symbiolongicarpus is the source of this 1886-nucleotide messenger RNA. RefSeq names its product heparan sulfate 2-O-sulfotransferase 1-like. The coding region runs from base 7 to 984 and encodes 325 amino acids. Gene Ontology annotation, molecular function: heparan sulfate 2-sulfotransferase activity. Lineage: Eukaryota; Metazoa; Cnidaria; Hydrozoa; Anthoathecata; Hydractiniidae. The record is from RefSeq and is a predicted model, not a curated record. Gene Ontology annotation, cellular component: membrane. The transcript has a single exon.
UGGAAGAUGCCAAUCCUUAAUAAAUCGAGAUUAUUUUUUGUGGCCGUGGUUGUGGUUGUUAUGUUUUGUUUCCAGGUGUUUCAAAAAGCUUCGAAUGGUGUUAUUAGUGUUGGAUUUGAUCGUAAUGUCUAUACCUCAAAAAAACCACCUGACCCAUACAGUGAUUUGGUGAUUAUAUAUAAUCGUAUUCCAAAAACAGGGAGCACUAGUUUUAUGAGUGUUUUGUAUUCUCUAUACGAGAAAAACAUGUUUAGUGUAAUUUAUGUGAAUGUUACUUCACGCAAUCGUAGGUUUACGUUUAAAGAUCAAAAUCUAUUUGCAAGAAACAUUACUACGUGGGUGGAACGAAAACCAGCUAUAUAUCAUGGUCAUUUUCCAUUUCUAAACUUCCAGGUUAUGGGUUUCAAACAACCUGUCUAUGUUAAUAUUGUUCGAGAACCUCUUGAAAGGCUUGUGUCUUAUUACUAUUUUAUGAGAUAUGGAGAUACAUUUCUUCCGAAGAAAAGAAGAAAACAUCAAGGUGAUAAACGUUCCUUCGAUGAAUGUGUGAAACAGAAAAGUAACAUGUGUGAUGCAAGUAAACUAUGGCUGCAGAUACCUUUUUUCUGCGGCUCUGAUCCUGAAUGUUGGGUGCAUGGUAACAAAAAAGCACUAGAGAGAGCAAAGUUUAAUGUUGUUAAUUAUUAUUUUUUGGUUGGUGUUACCGAACAUAUUGAUCAGUUUGUAGAAUUUUUGGAAAGUACCAUUCCAUCAAUUUUUAGUGGAGCUAUGGAAUUGUUUACCAAAGAUGGUGGUGUUCAUAUAAGGAAAACUAAAGUUAAAAAGCCACUUAAAGAAGAAACACUUGAACAUUUUCGUAAUGAUCCAAUUUAUCAAAUGGAAUACGAGUUUUACAUGUUUGUCAAAGACCGGUUUACAGAUAUUGCAAGAUAUUCUAAUAAUAAAGUUAAAGUUGCAUAUGGAAAAAUAAAACCUGAUCCGUAGAAAUAAAUAUCUCAUUACAAAUUUCAUUUGCAGCAGUUGCAUAUAUAAAUUGAUUUUGAAGAGGUGUUGAAUUAUAUUGAAACAAUUAAUGGCAAUAACAUAAAUUGUUAAAUAGAUUAAAAGUAUCCAUGAUCAGAAAAAUAUUGAAGGGGAUAUUUUUUUAUUGUGUAUUGUUGCUUGUGUACCGGUACUUCUCCAUCAAAAUACAUGCUAUUUCCUAUUAUAAUAACCAUAAGAAAUACCAAAAAAAUUUUGUGAAUUCUCUUAACACCUUGAUACAUAUGUAUUUAUAUAUAUAUAUAUGUAAUUUAUAUUUUUAAAUUAUAAUUUUAUUUUUGUACAGAUAAGUUGUAGUAGUAACAUUAACUCUACUAUGAUUUUAAUGUGUUGGAUUUUAUUUGUUUGAUCGAUUUUUCUGGCUGAUUCCAGAGGGUCAUAAAAGUGUCCCUCUCAGUGAGUGCCUCUCUAAGUUUUUAUUUUUAUGAUCUAAAAUACGAUAAAAAAGAAGUGACUUCAGGCAGUGUUUACACUUUCAAAAAUUAACUGAAUAUGAACUACUUUGAAAAUUUGGCGUUUAUGUUUUUUGAAAGAACAAAAAUAAGAACUUUUGAGUAUUAAUUUCAUACAUAGCAUGAAGUUUAAGAAAAAGUACAUUGUGUAAAAUCAAUGUUUUCUGGACGGUAUAUAUUCCACCCAGGGCAUUAAGGCUAAAGUGUCCCUAGAACAGUUAUGGUUUUUAUCAGUCAUUUACAGUAUUGUAAGGUUUUAUAGAACAUUUUUGAGAAAUCUGAAACAUUUUUCCGUAAACUAUAUUUUAGCACAUUUCAAUUAUUUUGAUUUAUUAUUUUUAACUAUCAACAAAUUGUAUAUUUUACAUACCCAAUAACAAUUCCUUCAUACGA